This is a messenger RNA of Porites evermanni, 1476 nucleotides long. The record is from the annotation of a GenBank genome assembly. Lineage: Eukaryota; Metazoa; Cnidaria; Anthozoa; Scleractinia; Poritidae.
AUGGCUCUUGGAGUACUUUCUGUGUUAUGUUGGAGAAAGUUUAAGAACCUCAGUUUCAUGGAACAGUUCCUUGACUACAGACAAGUUCCUACUGCUACAGAGGCCAAUGAAAAUACUGAGUCUAUAAAGGAGAACGGACAUGUUGAAAAAGUCAAGGAACCAAAUGACAAGCGAAUUCAACAGAAAGGUCUGCCGCUUAUACUGUUUGUGUAUUAUUAGAGGCGCGAUGUAACGGUUGUCUGGUUUAUUUUGUUAUAAUUAUUAUGGAACUUAACGUUAUCAAAGAAAUUGCUUGUAAAAGAUAAAAUCACAGCUUCCUGUCCAACAAAUAUACCUCUCAAGCAUAGAUCUAACUUUAGACACAACAAAUGAACUUUGAAAACCCGUUAACCUAACAAGUUUUCAAAAUCCUCAAUUGCAUGCAAUCCGUUUUAAUCAUUCUCAAGUUUGUCCAUCGGUGCCUCCUUUAGUAUUUGUUGUGUUAUCCAUACUCUUGUUUAACGUUUUGAGCGGUUAUUUUUAUAUUUCACCCGGAUUUGGUGGUGGUUCCCAGCGUUUGAAUCUUGAUAUCCCGAACUUUAAGUCCGUAAAUGUGAUCUUUGUUUUACGAACUAUAGUGCGACCAUCUCUAGUAAGCGACCAUCGAUAUAAAACACCUAUAUUUUUCCUGUUAAAGCCCUACAGUUGGAACCUCUCGUAAACGACCACCUGUCGUUGGCUUGUACGGCGACCGCGUCCACUUUUUGGGAAAAUUGUAGCCUGCGUAGCAGGCGCUUGGAAGUAGUGGGCACCAGAAAAAAGGGGCGCGCGAGUAGGAGACACCCGACGCCUGUGUCCCUCGCGCGCCCGUUCUCUCUUUCGCCAGCUACUUCCAAGCGCCUGCUACGCAGGCUAGGACAAUUGUUUUGACACAUGGUCUGAUCUCUAUGUUCGCUGUACGUAUACUAUGCUAUUAGAAUUUGCGACUAACCGUUACUGAUAACAUGGAACUACCCACAUCAAAAAUAAAGAGUCAGUUCUGCUUCGAAUCUGUACCAGUGAGCAUAUUUAAUUUACAACAGGGCCAUUACUCAAACUACAUUUGUCUUCCCUUACUUUUCCCUUUUUUAAUGUUUUAUUUAAGAUUGAAAAAAAGAAAAAACUUUUUAAAUGAUGCGAUGAAACAAGGACUUGAGUUUGCACACAUUUUUUUUAAAUUUAACUCUUUUUAGAAAAAGGUGAGAACAAUGUUUAGAGCCAGUUCACAAACAAAAUGUUUCGGUUUCGUACAUUUAAUUUUUAAACCUUUUGUUUCCCUUUCUAGUAGGUGACGAAGAGAAAAAGAAGAAGAUUCCUCCUAGACAAUAUCCGGUGUCGAACCCACCACCCUGGAUCCCCAAACCGGAAGUCAGUGUAGUAUCUGUUCAGCCUCAGGAUUCUUCGAUUAAGGACGAUGACGAGGUUCCUUAUUCCAGCUCAGACGAAGAAGAGAUGGUC